AUGGUUAGCUCUGAAAAUAUCCGCCGGCGGACAGGCCAAGCGCUCUCGACAAUGUACGACCUCACAUCCACGGUUGCGGCGUCCAACGAAGAUUCAACCAUGGGAGUCGCUGCAGGCACGGCCGCCUCCUUCCUCAGCAUCGGGAUAGACAAGGUCAACCGGAAACUGUCGGAAAAAGAGACGAUGCUCGCAGUUGACCGCGAGCUAGACGGUUUCGGAGAAGCGGGGGAACCCCGUGAACACUUUGUGGAUAAGCUCCUCGAUAAAUUGCUCCUCCACGCGUUACCCAAAGACCUUCCAGGUCGCGAAGAUGUCGCGUCGCGCCUUAGUGACCCAGACCGUAAGCUGACACCCCGCUUAUCACUCACCACGUUGACAGGCAACUUCAAGAACUUGAGCUCGCGGAUGAGCGGGUUGUUUGAGGUGCAAUAUGCACUUGGGCGGGUGUUCAUGUGGCGCCACCCGAGUGUCACCAUCAGCGUAUUAUUCCUUUAUACUGCGGCGUGUCUCUACCCGCACCUUCUCUUGAUCUAUCCCUUGGUGUACCUUCUCUUCGGGGUGAUGCUUCCGGCGUAUGAACAUCGUCAUCCAAUUCCCAGAGCCGAAACCGUACCAACUAAGCGCCGCGGACAGUCUCUUAUGGAGUUUCUCAAUCAGACGCGGGAAAAAAGUAUUGCCGAGGAGCUCAUCGCAAAGAGCGAUUUUCUUACGCCGCUCAACAAUGAGGGUGAAAAGAGAAGUGUGAAAAGUGAUGAAAGGUCAAUGAAGAGUGAUGAAAAUCCAAGAGACGGAACCCUCAAAGCUGAAAUUCCUGCGGAUGACGACGAAAAACCUUCCCACGGAACCUUGGUCAAGUCUCAGAUGGAACUCUUUAUCAACAUGCGUGACCUCCAAAACCUCACAACUGACGUGAUCAAAGUCUACGAUGCGACAGAAGAAUUUGUCUACGGUACUGCUGGGUUCAAGGACGAGCGUAUAUCCACGUCCUUGUUCAUCAGCGUGCUCCUGCUGAUUGCCCUUCUCGUGUUCCUCGGGCCGUACACCCCAUGGCGGCUGAUUUUUGUGUCCCUGGGCUGGGCCGUGGUGGUGGUGUGCCAUCCCAAGUGCGCAAAGUACGUCAAAAGAAUCAAUCAUCUUUACAUUGCCCCACGGAACAAAAAGAUGGCUGAAUUUGUCGCGAGUGUUUACCGGCGUAGCGAGCGCAACGCGAUCAUCCUCGACGAGCAGCCGGAAGUUCGCGAGGUCGAGGUGUUUGAAUUGGAGCAGGGCUUGACCGCGAGUCAGUGGAACCCCUACUGUUUCGCAGUCAAUUCCUUUGAGCGCAGCCAUGCGGCACGGCUCACGCAGCGCCGUCCCGUUGGCGCGACACAUUUGUCCGAGGUUCUUCCGCCAAAGGGCUGGAAGUUUGAUGCCGGUGAAGACCACGAGUGGCAGAUUGACUAUAAUGCAAAUAAGUAUGUCCGGGAGCGGGGGAUAACGGGGGUCCGGAUCGAUGACCAGAACGAGUGGGUGUAUGACGUGGAGGGAGGAUAUUAUGAUAGCCAGUGGAGACGUCGGCGCUGGGUGCGGAGCUGUUAUCGGUACGCGCGGGCUCCAAAGCGGUCGCACACUUUGGCUGUUUAA
Molecule: messenger RNA, 1623 nt
Organism: Babjeviella inositovora NRRL Y-12698
Lineage: Eukaryota; Fungi; Ascomycota; Pichiomycetes; Serinales
Exons: 2
Coding region: 1-1623 (540 amino acids)
Biological process (GO): peroxisome organization
Cellular component (GO): peroxisomal membrane
Source: RefSeq, a predicted model, not a curated record